GCCUUGCAGACACCGACGUCGUGUUGCCGUGGCAUUCACGCUGCCGAGAUAUGUUCCUAUAGAACACAUCUGGGAUGUCGUGGUGGACAGCGACCACAUCCUCAAGACAACCGACAAGAACUGAUUACAGGCCGGCAAAGAAGAACAGCGUCAUAUACCACGUUUCGUCAUCAAUCGUCUGACAUGUUCUGCGAGAGUUUUUGUGUGACUUGUAUGAGUAAUGUUGGAUGUGUGUGCCUACUGUCCCUUAAAAAACUUUCUAUUUGCUUCCACACCUCAGUUCGGGCAACGGCCAUGCCAAUAUUGGUUGCUGUAUAAAUGUUGAUUUCGUUGAGAUCUUGGCCUUUUCAAUAUAUUUUACUUCUUACAUCUAUCUUGUGGGAUUUAAAGUAGACUGAUUUAGAAGUAUGGUGAAGUUUCUUUUGGCCGUCAGUUUUUAUCAGGGAUUGAAAUUUUUAAGUUUGUUCAUAUCAGUGAGAGCUAGACACUGGUCCUUUCACCAGCUGCAUAUUUGGAACACCAAAUCUAGAUCUUGGCUGCUAUAUGUGAUAAAAAGCCGAUACUAAAAAAGAACCAUUCUUUAGACUUUAGAGAAGUCAUCUUUACCUACAUCUAAUACUAAGUGGAUAAUUUCACCUUGUGUCCGAAUCUCAAAUAUCGCCAGAGAAUUACCAGUCUCGAGUAUGUGCCGAAUUCCACUGAUUUCGUUUACAUUAAAAACGUGUUAAUUUUGAACUACUUCUCUUGUGUACAGUGUGAAUAGGUGUGCUGCUUAUAAGGAGUCGCCUUUAAUAUCCAACUGACGGAGAAUGGAACGAGGUCAGCUGUCUUGUUGGGGCAUGAAGAAAGCCAUCCUCUCGACAUCACGAUUGCUGUUAAUACUGUUGACAUGCUUAUUUCUGAACUUAUUUCCUCUGGUAGGUUUCUUUACUGAUCCAAACAACCCAGAUCUGUGUUUCAUAAACUGGAAGAAUUUGCUCCUUACUGGACUCUUCUUUCUGAAACUUGUCUUCACUCUACUGAAAAGCAGAGUACGAAUGACCCUACUGCGACAUGGCCGGUGGAGAGUUUUCCUUUGUGGCGUGUUCAUUGUCGUAUCAAGUUACUUUUUUGUUGCCGUCGUUUUGGACAGGUCAGCGCUUUGGACAUGGGAAACUUUUAAGUCUAAUUACAUCAAGCGAUUAGAGGAUAGCGUCAUUGCAAUAGAUGAAACCAGGCCUGAGUUUAUGGUGCGUGAGCGCGAGAUUCCCGGCCCAGAACCCCUCAAGCUCGAGCGACACUUGCGAUAUGAGGGUGAAGAUGUAAGACUGAUAUGUAAGGACUUGCUGGUUUUCCAUGGAAUUGUAAAGUUUCACGAGAAGCAGGUGAUCUGGAAGCUUAAUGGCCAGAGAAUCGACUCAUCUCCACGUCAUCGUCGCCACAUCACAACUGUUUUUGAAAAAAAUGAUUUGAAUAGAAGUACACAAAGGUUGUCAACUACUGAUGAUAGGAAUGAAUAUCUUGUUACGUCAAAGCUUGAAAUUAAUCUAAUCGAUACUGAAGAUUUUGGAAAAUAUUCCUGUCAUGUGGCAAAAAUGGCCACAUUAGUAGCCUCAUAUGUUAGCAACAAUAAGAAAAAAACAGAUGCUGGGGAACCAAGUCAGGAUGAAGGUUAUUCGAGGGGGAAAACAUCGCACGAAUGCCCGAAUGUCCGAAAAGAACAUACUAAAUGUCCAUGUCCUCACAAGGAUUUGCCCCACUUGAACGUCCCACCCUUGCCAUACACGUGGACUGCAGAGUUCAUCGUAGAAAAAAUCAAAGCAAAGAGAAAAAGGGUGUCUGUUCCAAUUGGAGGCAUCGUGUCAACAAGUGCGUCAUAUAGUUACAUAGACGGGCCAAAUCAAAUUGACUUUGAUCAUGAAAUCAACGGACAGUCCUUUGUAAAUAUAUGCGAGGGAUUUGAUCAAUCAUGUUCCAUAUUCGUCUUCCUGUAUUGGUUCCUAUGGCAUGAUGGUGGCCAUUAUUCAAGCAUUCCUGCCUUCAAAAACAAAUUGUUAAUGGUAGAUGGCGUAGGUGGCACGAGCUGGCAAUGCGCUUGUCCUAACACAUAUGGUGUCCACAAAUUCGUCUUCUAUCGCGAGAUGUACGAUACGUCUCUUGGAAGAAACCAAAUUAUUGAAGUGGAAUACCCUGACACUAUAGAACUUGUUCCCGAGAAACCACAGCUCUUAGACUUGUAUUACAAUAGCUCAAAGGAAAUUCUUCCGUUGGGAGAGCCGCCUUGUUGGGGAAAUGUGCAAACAACAACCUGUGAUCUACUGGAGAUGUUACUUGAGAAUAUAUCCUAUAAUUUCCUUUACCGAGAAAAGCUGAUUUUCUACGGAGGAUUAACCUUUUGCAUAAUAUUGGCUUGGUUUUUCACCAGAGUGAUAUUGAAACGGGUGACAAAUCCAUGCAUCAAUAUGAUACUUGGGAGAAGACGCGUCAACAUUCAGCCAAUCCAAGGCAGAGGCACACUAGCAGGACUUGCGCCAUCAGACAACACUACUGUUAAAUACGACCUGUACAUCUCCUACGCUGACGAACAGAAGGCGAUGGCGUCUGAAAUUGCCAAAGCGCUUAUUUCGCGGGGCUUGAGAGUGUGUUUUCGAGAUAAUGAUGUUCUCGGACAUGAAAUUGUUACCCAGGCUGUUUCAAGGCUGAUCAUGGAGAGCUGGAAGUACCUCGUCAUCGUCUCACAAGAAUACGUUGACAGUGGACUUCAGAAUAAAUUUGAAAUACACCUCAUUACACAGAGGCACCGUGAUGGAUAUAUCAACAACCAAAACGUUGCUAUAUUAGCACUCAAUACAGAUUUGAUUCAAGAUGUCUUCAGCAGUUAUGUUAUUCUAAGACACUAUGAAAACAGUGAUGAUGAUUUGGAUGAUAUAUUGUUGUGGCACGGACAAUCUAUAUUCCCUAAUGAUUCAAACACCUCAGUCCGAAUUGAAAGACAACGCCUGUUCGGAAGGAACUUCGAUUGCCUUUUGCCAUUUAUUCAAACUUGUUUUUGGGUUCUUUCAUUUUGGGUAUUGUAUUUAUUUCUGGUAUCUGGUUGUAGAUUGUAACACAUACGGAAGUAUUUCUGAUUUGACUGAUUAUAUUGAAGGUGUAAUCAGUGUGCCUGAUAGACAUGUGAUUGACUUUGUGAUAAAUGCGCAUUACCGUUGAUUUAAUAACUUUCUCGUUGAUGCCUGCUUUUGCAUUCUUAAUGGACGGAAACAUGUGACAUGUGACUUUACAUAUAUAUCAGCAACAAGCGCUUCGUUUGUGGACCACGGCCCCGUACCAGUGGGAACAUAUGCAACCAUCAGCCUGAGAUGGACAAUGCCCAUUCAUAUAAUAGGGGUGAUGCAAUUAACUAUUUGGUUUAAUGUAGGCGAAAUUAGGGUAAGCCUCACCAGUUUCGCAACCAUCCCCCUGACAGUGUUCGAAAUAACUGCCUGCCCGCUAGCAAAAUGCUAGUUGACCUUUGCUCGGGCCUGUCAAAUGUUACUGGCUAGUGAUACUUGAUCAUGGAGAGGACAGCUCAAGAUUCUGACUGUGACAGGUGCUAUGAUAGUGAUGGCAGCAUCUCAGAUGCAGACAAUUAUGAUGUGGGGGAUUUUUCCAGUGAUGAUG
Haliotis rubra (blacklip abalone) is the source of this 3639-nucleotide messenger RNA. RefSeq lists its product as uncharacterized. The transcript has 2 exons. The record is from RefSeq and is a predicted model, not a curated record. Bases 810 to 3086 code for a protein of 758 amino acids. Gene Ontology annotation, biological process: signal transduction. NCBI's taxonomy places the organism in Eukaryota, Metazoa, Mollusca, Gastropoda, Lepetellida, Haliotidae.